This is a messenger RNA of Vitis vinifera (wine grape), 1413 nucleotides long. RefSeq names its product protein STRICTOSIDINE SYNTHASE-LIKE 13. The coding region runs from base 76 to 1296 and encodes 406 amino acids. Gene Ontology annotation, molecular function: strictosidine synthase activity. The transcript is spliced from 4 exons. Lineage: Eukaryota; Viridiplantae; Streptophyta; Magnoliopsida; Vitales; Vitaceae. The record is from RefSeq and is a predicted model, not a curated record. Gene Ontology annotation, biological process: biosynthetic process.
GAUGAACCCUAUAACAUGUGAAAUCCCACCAAGUCUUACUAUCUCUGCAUCUCUUUUUCUUCUCUCUCCCACUCAAUGGAGAAGAGAAGUCCACUCAAAGAUGAAGCUUUACUGCAGCAUCCAUGUCUCCUUCUUGUUGUUCUACUCUUGGGUUUUGUUGUAAUGGAUCCCUUUCACAUGGGUCCUAUAGGAGGCCAUGAAUUCAUGCCUGUGAAGCAUGAUAUUGCACCGUAUAAACGCGUUAUGGAGGACUGGCCUAGGGACAACCGGAGCAGGCUAGGACAGGGGAAGUUGGAGUUUGUGGAUGAAGUUUUCGGCCCUGAAUCUUUGGAGUUUGAUAUUUUUGGGCGUGGCCCUUACACUGGAUUAGCCGAUGGCCGGAUUGUGAGGUGGAUGGGAGAUAGUGUUGGGUGGGAAACAUUUGCGCUUGUGACACCAAACUGGUCAGAGAAGCUAUGUGCCAAGGGCAUUGACUCAACAACCUCUAAGCAAUGGAAGGUAGAGCAAAGGUGCGGUCGCCCCCUUGGCCUAAGGUUCCACAAAGAGACUGGAGAUCUGUACAUAGCCGAUGCUUAUUACGGCCUCUUGGUUGUGGGACCUGAAGGUGGUCUUGCUACUCCUCUAGUGACUCAUGUUCAAGGGAAGCCAAUACUCUUUGCAAAUGACCUCGACAUCCACAAGAAUGGAUCCAUAUUUUUCACAGAUACUAGCAAGAGAUACAACAGAAUGAACCAUUUCUUUAUAUUGUUGGAAGGAGAAGCCACUGGUAGGCUUCUGAGAUAUGAUCCUCCUACUAGAACAACUCACCUUGUCUUGGAUGGUUUGGCUUUCCCCAAUGGAGUACAGUUAUCUGGGGACCAGAGCUUUCUCCUCUUCACUGAGACUACUAAUUGCAGGCUAAUGAAAUACUGGCUAGAAGGUCCAAAAUCCGGAAUCGUGGAACUUGUAGCCAACCUGCCAGGUUUUCCAGACAAUGUCAGGCUAAACGAAAGAGGCCAAUUUUGGGUUGCCAUAGAUUGUUGCAGAACUCCAGCACAGGAGGUUUUAACUCACAAUCCAUGGUUGAAAAACAUCUACUUCAGGUUGCCAGUAAAGUUGAGUAUGUUGGCCAGGUUGAUGGGGAUGAAGAUGUACACGGUCAUCUCUCUGUUCAAUGAGAAGGGAGAGAUACUAGAAGUUCUUGAAGAUCGAAAAGGCCUUGUGAUGAGGCUGGUCAGUGAAGUUAGAGAGGUGAAGGGAAAGCUCUGGAUUGGAACUGUGGCUCACAACCACAUUGCCACCCUCUCUUACCCUUAAUCCCAUUUCAUGCUUGAAAGCUUCUUGGUGUAUUUUCAUGAGCUCUUCUUGCCAUAUUUUGUUUGUCUAAGAUUAGAGUUCUAUGAUUUCUAACUAAUAUGUGAAAAUAUUGAUUUA